CUGAAGGGCAGUUCCGACUCUGCCUGAAAACAUGCGGGUCCUCCUCGUCUGUCUGGUCCUGGCUGUGACCACCUGGGCUCAGAGACCUAAACAUUGCACGUCGCCACCUCUGCUGGUCGGGAGCCUGAGUGUGUUGGGCCCUAAAAGCGACUUGGGUGCUUAUGGGAAAUACACCUAUGAUGCUUUGGGGAGGAGGGUGCGAUUCUUUGAAGUUGGGAGCUACAAAAAUCAGUCAUUCCAAGUGGACUUACUGAUGCUGUUUGCAGAGGGUGUAUUAUAUGAAAUCAACUGGCAAAACCACACCUGCACAAAGAAAGCACUGAAGGACCACUUCCAGCCCAUGGAAGUGCCUAAGAAUGCUACAUUGCUGGGCCAAGUCAUCUUGGGAAGCUCCUCUGGGUUUGGGCAGGGUCUGCUGGUGAACACCUGGUCUGGGGAGGUGCCGGAGACAGAGGCCAAGUACAUGAGCACCUUCACUGAAUUUGGCUGCCUGCCCGUCAGCACCCUGUACCACACUGAGGAAACCGGAGGGGUGAUUGUGAGCUUUUUCAACAUUCUGAUUGGAAUUGACGACCCCCAAGUCUUCUUCCCUCCUCCAUUUUGUCAAUCAGCUCAGCUGGUGGGGACCACUGACUUCUUCGGUGCCUUCUUUUGAAAAGAAGGUGCAGCUGUGAAGAACUUCAAGAUGCGUUCAAUCAGCACAUAGCAACCUGAUUUAUUCUCCAAUCAGGAGAAUCAUCCGAAUGCCUGAAAUCUUAAACACCAAUGCAUUCACUGGCUCAUCAUAUACUCUUUCAGAUUUUUAUUUUGUAUUUAAUUUGACUUUGACUGGAUGCAGAAAACUGCAACAGAAAUUUGGCCUAAUGCAUCUAACAACAGUGCACUUUAGCCUUAACUGUUGUUAACUUGUAAGGUUUCUUUAGUCCCUUGCACAACUUUUUCCAUUUUUAAGUGACCAAUAGAUCCAUAACAGUUUAAAAGUUACAUUUGCUCAGAUUCAUUGGUUAACAACAAAGUGCAUUAUAAUGAGGUCAAAUAAAGUCCUGUAUUGCCUCAAAAUGUGAAGCAAAAUAGAGUCACUACUAUAGGUAUGCUGAUGGAGAUUACAUUCCUAAGAAAUGUUUAAGAGAUUCUUAACUGAUUGUACUUGUGCUAAUUAAAUAAUUUAAAAAA
This is a messenger RNA of Megalops cyprinoides (Indo-Pacific tarpon), 1173 nucleotides long. Its product is annotated as ependymin-like. Gene Ontology annotation, biological process: cell-matrix adhesion. Gene Ontology annotation, molecular function: calcium ion binding. The transcript has 6 exons. NCBI's taxonomy places the organism in Eukaryota, Metazoa, Chordata, Actinopteri, Elopiformes, Megalopidae. Gene Ontology annotation, cellular component: extracellular region; lysosome. Bases 32 to 655 code for a protein of 207 amino acids. The record is from RefSeq and is a predicted model, not a curated record.